Molecule: messenger RNA, 756 nt
Organism: Nicotiana attenuata
Lineage: Eukaryota; Viridiplantae; Streptophyta; Magnoliopsida; Solanales; Solanaceae
Exons: 2
Coding region: 1-756 (251 amino acids)
Source: RefSeq, a predicted model, not a curated record
AUGGAGCCAAAGCAAAAAACGGAAAAACUGGUAAAAUACAGGAGAAAACUGGGCAUUCUUCAGGCGUUUGGUAAUGUUUCUAACAAAAUUUUGGAAUUUGUAGAUGAAGAUCAUGAGGUGGAAGUCAUUAUAGAUAUGGAACAACAUAUGACAUUGAAGCUGACCAACAUUGAAACAUACAAGUCUAUGAUUGUCACGCACUGUAUCACCACAUGCAACUUGUUUGAUCUUGGUUUUAAAGGAAGUAUCUAUACUUGGUGGAAUGGGAGGGCGGAAGAUGACUGUAUUUUUAAGAGACUAGAUAGAUAUUUGGCUAAUAUUGAGUUCCAACAGAUGUGGCCUGCCCUUAAGAUCACUCACCUGCCCAAAAUAGGAUCUGAUCAUUGUCCUAUAUUAAUCACUGGUGAUCCAUCAGUUGUUCCUAUCAAAAAAACGUUCAGAUUCCUUCAUUUCUGGAUCAAACAUCCAUCCUUCCAUGAUGUUGUGAGACAGAACCGGACAGUUGAUCUUGCUGCAAAUCCGUUCAUAUUGUUUAAUCACAAGUUGAAGAAGGUGUUAUCAAUAUGGAGCAAAACAACUUAUGGGGAUAUAUUUCAGAAGAUAGCAGGCUUGGAAGAAGUGGUUCUUGUCCAUGAAUCCCAAUCUGAAUUAAAUCCUACAAGGCAGAAUCGCGAGAGAUUACACAAAGUUCAAGCAGAAUUGAUAAGGUAUUUAGCUUUGGAGGAGGAAUUUUGGAAACAAAAAUCUAGAAUAUAG